AUGAGGUUCCUAGAUGUCAUGGACGUGCCGGCCUACUUGCGGAGCUCAGACCCGCAGGGCGCGGCCCCGGGGGGCCGACGGCUGCAGAUGAAUGACAGAGACGAUGGCAAUGACGACGAAUCCGGCUUUGAUCCGCCCGACAUUGAUAAUGACGAAGAUAAUUUCCGUUUUGGUGGCAGCAGUCAGGGUAGCGGUUUCGGCGGGAGCACGGGCGUCCAGCCCCAGCAGGAGCCGUCCGGCUUUGGGACAACGCCCUACUCGGCACCGCCACCGCCGAGGUACCCUCCUCAGUACCCACCCCAGUACACACCUCCUGUCUCAAACCCUGCUCCCACCACCCAGCAGCCCUACACCCCUCCGCCGCAGCGCACGGCGGCACAAGCGGAAGACGAGGACGAAGACGACGAGGCCCUAGGAGGUCGGCCGCAGGUGGAAGAACUCGAGGACAACGACGAGCCCGACGAGCCAGCCGCGUCGUCGUUGGCCGCGAGGGCGGCCCCUCAGCCACCCGCGGCCGUGCCCACGCCUCCAGCCGUGCCUAUCCUUCCAAAGGGCGCGGCGUCUCAGACGGCAAACACGGGUUUCUACGCCAGGGCCCCCGCCAGCGAUUCGGUCACAGGGAUUGAAGAACAGGCCCAGGGGGGGGCUGUCCGGCGCCCGCCCGAGCAGCCGAAGUCAAAGAAACGCGGCAAGCAGGUGGCCAAGGCCGGCGACGAGGAGGAAGACGACGGGGCUCCUGCAGCCCCCAGGAAAGGCCAGGCCUCCGUCACCGCAAUGACGUCCCUGACGGGGGUCGGCAGCCCCGCGCCCAAGCCGCCUGCCGUGGGCAUGGCGGCACCGCCGGGAGCCAAGCAGAUGGGCGAAAGUCCCAAGGCCAAGGCGGACAAGUCGCCUGCCAAGCCCAAGGCGCCGACCACUCCUUCGCCACGGCGCGGCAAGAAGGAAGACGACGAUGACGAACAGCCAGAGGCGCCUGCGAAAGUCGCCAAGUCGUCCGCCUCGCCGGCAAAGCGCCCUUCCCUUCCUCCCCCUCCCACCCGCACCCCGGCUCCCCCCGUCUUCACCGAGAGCGUCGCGCAGGACGACGAAGCAGACGACGUGCCCGACGAACCCGACGAACCCGUCUCCUCCCAGCGCGCCGCCGGCCGUCCCAGCGCCGCCUCCUUCGGCACCUCUCCUCCGGAGGACCAGGAGGAGGCGAGCCUGUUCGCCGCGAGCGACGACCCGGACGGGAGGCUGACGGCCAACGGCGAGGGCGGGGCGCAGGGACCCUCCGUGGCCGGCAGCCGGACAGAAAACGCGGAGGUGCAGCCGUUCUCGGCGGACGGGGAGAGCCUGGGGGCGCCGUCGUCGCCUGGCCUGGUGCCACCCAGCUUCGGGGCGGUCAUAGCAGACGAGGACACGGGCCUGGGGUCGGGAUUCACAGGCAAGGCCGACGACGGGCUAGUGGGGGAGGACGAGAAUGAUGGGCCGGACACGGACGAGGCCAAGGAACUGACGGUCGUGGUGGACGGCUUGGAGCACUUCUCCAGGUUGCUGCAGCUCAACUCUUCAGGCUCAAAGGAAGGCCGUAAGCUCGUGGUAGAUCUCUCCAAGAGCUUGGAAGAUAUGCGAUACAGGCUGGACGCCACUUACACCAAGUCAUCAUUUUCUCUGUGGUCCAAAAUGGACGUUUGGUGGUGGAAGUGCCAGUACGGUCUCCAGGACAUAGAGUUUGCUGACAGCUGUUGUCGGAAGACAGCCGUUUGCUGUCGUUAUGCAUGCAACUGUCAAUGCCGCGUUUGCUCCAACGGGUGUCGGUGCGCGCAGGGGGCGGCACCCGAGCCGUCCGGCGUCACGGGAACGGCCUGCAGCCUGGCGGAGGUCGCCGACGAGGUCCGGGCCGAGCUGUCCGACCAAGACAUGCCCGACGAGCUUCUGCGACUGAACGCGCCCAAGGCGAAAUUCGAAGAACUCGCGGAAGGCUGCGGGGACGACGAACUUCCCGAACAGACCGGCGAGGAGUCCUUCGGCCACCUGAUCAAGAUCGUCGUCAGCGCCGUGAACGAAAGCGUGCGGGAGGUGUACCCCAUGCAGCUCAACGGCACCUUUGCCGCCGAGCACAACCAGAGCUGGGUGGAGAUCGUCGCCCAGAGGAGCUCCCGGUGGAACGAGAUUCGGGCCAAGGUGAGCAACGUCAGCCUGGUGGGGUACUACGUGGACGUGUCCCUGAGGGGGAUGCUCAGGACUCUACCGUUCGUCGCGGUCCCGGGGUUCCGGUAUCCAGCCGGGCCCCCGCCUCCGGUAUCCUCGGAGGAAAUGGAGCCGGGACUUGAGGCCCUUGGGUCGCUGCUGGAUGACCUGACGGGCGUCACGGUGGCGAUCCACGAGGGCAACUACACGCUCAAGUCGCUGCAGACCACGAAGGACAAACGGGGGCUGGAUGACUGGCAGCGUGGGCCCGUGCGGCCCGAGGACGUGAAGGACGCCGUGGACAGGGCGGUGCUGAAGGCGCGCGCGCACCCGGCGUUGAUCGGCAACCCGCAGCAGCUGGUGGUGGACGGCGUGGUGGGUGUGGUACUGCACUCUAUCGGCAUCAUGGAGGCAAAGGUGUUCAACAGGACGAGCAGCGUCGCCGACCUGCCGCCGCCGCCACAGGGCGGCAGCAUCCUCAACCUGCUGUCCAGCAUCGAAACGCUGAUGGAGGGUUGGGUGGGCUACGAGCUGGCGCGUGGUCGAAUCCACGAAUCCAACGUCUUCGGCAGCGAGUCGGCCAUGAAGGCCAGCCUCGACCUGGCGGGCUGCCUCGCCCUGGGGGGGACCGGCGACGACGAGUGCUCGUCCAUCGAGCUGCCCUUCAGCGGGGAGCGGUGCGGGAUGCGGGAGCCGGAUGCGGCGGCCAGUCCCGUUCCUGGGUCCCUUAAGGCCCCGGAGCGGCUGUGCAUGCCUCCAAAGGCCCACCAGCUGUCGACUGUAAAAGAGCACCUGAGGGAGGUGCCGGAGGACAACAGGGACGGACUGGCGGAUGGCGUCUCUGAACUGUUCGAGGCGGCGGCGGUCUGCGCGUCGCGCAGCGAGGCGCAGUGCGGCGGUGACGACAUGUGUAACGCAACGAUAUUCGCUCCGGGGGCCGGCAGGCUCAGGGUUUGUCAGCUGGGCGACAGCUUCGCCAACCGGAUCAUAGACGAGAAAAACGUUCUGGGGCUGGUGGGCAGGAAUAAGUCGUGCGUGGAGUACCUAGGCAGGCCAAAGUGCACGCUCAUGUCGAAGGGCAGCAGCUGUGCCGCGACGGAGAAGUGCAUCUGGCAGCCCGCGGGAGUGAGAAUAAAGGGCCAGGGGCACAGGAGCGCGAACGUUACGUCUGGGGAGGAGGGCAAGGGGAAUGGGAGCAAGGGCGCGGGCAGGUUGUCGAGCCAGCUGGUGGGGACCGGCGGCACCGAGGAGGACGGGAAUGGCAGCGUCGACGGGCCCGGGUACUGCGUGGACGACUGGCUGGUGCAGAUGGAGGGCGUCGUGGGGCAAGAGGGGCCGCCGGCGCUGAUGGUGAAGCACACCGAGUGCAAGGCCCAGCACGACUCGGAGAACUGCCGCGUGGUGGACGCCUCGCGCGUGGACCUCAGCGUCUCGGGCACCGCCACCAUCCCAGACGGCGGAUCCUCCGACGCCUCCAAGGUCAUCGCGCUGGGAGUCUCCGUGGGCGGCACGCUGCUGUUCGCGGCCGUGCUGGCCGUUGCCUGGAAGGUCGUCCGCAGACACAGGGCGGGAACGGAUGCCCUUAAGCCCAAAAAGGGCAGCGGGGGAUGCGGGAAGAAGGGCGCAACUCGCCGGCUAAGGCUGCCUGGAUUGCCAAGGUUCUUGCGAUUCUCAAUGCGGGCGGAGCCUAAGUGCAAGGCCAGCGCGAAGGGGGGCAAGGGGGGGAAGGGCGGCAAGGGGGACACCAAGGUGCCGAUGGAGAACAUCCGCGAUUGGCGCCAGCCCGCGGUGAUGCCGUUCGUCACGACUUCGAUCAUGAUUCAAGAAGCAUCCGAGGCGCCGGCACCCGAGGCCAAGGCCAAGGAUAUGAACGACUUCGGCUUCGUGUUGAGCUCGAUCCACCCGUCGGAGGACUCCCGGCGCAGCGAGGCGCCGGCGUCAUCGCGCGACGGAAGGGGCCGGAGCCUGGGGCCCAUCACGUCGGAGAUCGAGGUGGCGCGCCAGGCGGGGAGGGCGGAGGGCGGCGACUCGGAGUGCGAGUCCCCGUGGAGCGGUUCGUCGGCCUGGUCGGACGACGAGCCCGAGGUGCCCGCCGUGCGGGAGGACUGGAACCCGCUGCCGGAGAGCCUGUACCGACACAGGGGAUGA
Ostreobium quekettii is the source of this 4320-nucleotide messenger RNA. Lineage: Eukaryota; Viridiplantae; Chlorophyta; Ulvophyceae; Bryopsidales; Ostreobiaceae. The record is from the annotation of a GenBank genome assembly.